UUUGUUUAGUGGGCUAAAAGUCGCGUGGAGAUUUGUUUCUCUGCACACAUUCUUUCAAAAAUUAAUGUGAAAAACAAUGAAGAAAAUCAAAAGUUACGUGCAAUUCACAAAGGCCGAAUUGGAAAACUACACGCGCGAUGAAAGUUCCUGCGUCGAACGGAUGAACAACACAAUCCACAUUGAUUUCCCACCAUGGGGAAUGAAUAACUUCCAAGAUUCCCUGAUAAGUAGUGUGGCUACCAAGAAAAUUGGUAAUUUCGACGCAACCCUCAAUGGCAUUGUGCUGGAUGUGAAGAACAUAAAGCUACAGGGAGAUAUGAAUCUUGUCCGCUACGAUGCACCGGAAUUGCAUUUGACCAUCCAAGCUGAUUUCUACCUCUUCAAACCACGAACAGAUGCAAUCCUCAGGGGUAUUGUGAAUCAUGUGUCCCGGGAUCACAUAUCCGUCGUCAUCUAUCGCGUCUUCAAUGUUUCCAUCAAACUCAGCCAGGCACACGGGAGGCAUAGAUUAAAAAUUGGCGAUGAAAUAACAUUCAAAGUGAAGAAGUUUGAUUUGCAGAACAUUCUGCCAUACAUUGAGGGUGAUCUCAUGGAUCGCGAUAGCAUGGAUAGUGGCAUGAGUACGUCUGAGGAGAGGGGUGAAGGUAGCAACAUCAAGUACUGCACUGAUUCUGACUGGGAUACCGACAAGGAAACAACAGAACAACCCCCAAUUGCUGUGAAGACUGAAAACUCCAAACGAAGCCAAGACUCAUCUUCUUCCUCUGAUGAGGAAGAUGAUCGAAAGAGCUUAAUCCGGGGAAUAAUUGAGAAGCAAAAAAUUAAACAAGAACCCAAAACUCCUCCUUCAACGUCCCCGGAAAAAUCUCUCCCUGAUGAACGAUCAAGCGUGAAGAAGUUAAAGAAGAGGGUAACCAUCGCACCAGCAGAGGACUCAAAAUCAGAUUCAGAUAGACACAGUGUGCGUAAGGAAGCAGUUGGGAAGAAAAGGACAAAAAAGACGAUAGAAGCAGCAAAAGUACCGAAAGUCACCACCCCCGGUGAUUCCUCAACUUCCGACUCCGAUGAUGACUCAAUAAGCAACCUCCUUGUCAACAGGGUGAAGCGAGAGAAAGAACAAUCAAAUACAUCAAUGGAAAAUGACGCCCCAUCGAGGAAGAAAUCACGAAAGGAUAAUGAAUCAUUGCAGCUUGACAGUCCUCAACUGUCCUCCACGAAAAUACAUGAGAAUGAAUUGAGUAAGAAGGGAAAAUCGAAGAAAAAGUGAUUUUUCCCAAAAAAACAAAAAACCUUUCAAGAUUAGGACUAAAUAAAGGAAAUUUUAAGAAAACUUA
Messenger RNA from Lutzomyia longipalpis, 1334 nucleotides. RefSeq names its product probable DNA-directed RNA polymerase I subunit RPA43 (gene Polr1F). Gene Ontology annotation, biological process: DNA-templated transcription initiation. The record is from RefSeq and is a predicted model, not a curated record. NCBI's taxonomy places the organism in Eukaryota, Metazoa, Arthropoda, Insecta, Diptera, Psychodidae. The coding region runs from base 77 to 1267 and encodes 396 amino acids. Gene Ontology annotation, cellular component: RNA polymerase I complex. The transcript is spliced from 2 exons.